Molecule: messenger RNA, 1780 nt
Organism: Monodelphis domestica (gray short-tailed opossum)
Lineage: Eukaryota; Metazoa; Chordata; Mammalia; Didelphimorphia; Didelphidae
Source: RefSeq, a predicted model, not a curated record
CCUCCUCCCCUCAGCCCGGUACCCAGGCCCGGAGACCCUCCCACGUGGGCAGUCUGGGGCCAACGAGCACCGGCCCAUGCACGCAUCCGGGGAGGCCCAGCGCUUAGGACCAGGGGAUGAGCACGGCGGGACUCUAAUUCCGAGGCGGCUCAGGCUCCAGACUUUGCUUCCUCCCAUUCCCGCCAACACUGCUGGCUACAUUGUUGCAGCGUCCCCGACGCCAGCCCCAGCGGAUACACGACGUUCCCUCUAGGCAUCCAUGUCUGGGCACCGAUACACCACGUUCCAUUCCCCUCCCCCCCAGCCCCGCGGCCACCUGCAGCAGCCCCCACCUACCCUGCCCUCCACGUGGCCCCGGGGCAGUCCUGGAAGUUGGGGCGGAGCGACGUGAGGAGGCAGGCUUGACGGGAGGCUGGGCCGCGGGGGCGGAGUUUAGUUCCCUCGAAGUCCACGGGCUGGGGCCGGAGGGGGUAGCCCACCCUCCUGGCACCCCACUUGUCCCUGAGCUCCUAGACCGUCGGGGUUGGGCGGGGGGUGGGCAGCGGUGUCCGUGCCUUCCAAGGGCUGCUGGGGAACGUUCUGGCCCAGUCCCAGUUCAGAAAGGGUGACCAGCCAGGUGCCAGGUACGAUGCUGUACAAAUUGGUGGUGAUGGGCAGCUGUAAAGUGGGCAAGAGUGCCCUGACCAUCCAGCUGGUCAAGAACUGCUUUGUCCCCGACUACGACCCCACCAUCGAAGACUCCUACCACACCCAGCUGGUGGUGGACGGGGAGCCCUGCCAGCUGGACAUCGUGGACACCACCGGCAGCGAGGAGUACCAGUCCCACCGGCAGGAGUUCAUGCGGCGAGGGCAGGGCUUCCUCUGCGUCUAUGCCGUGGACGACAUCAAGUCCUUUGUAGACGUGAACAUCUUCUUGGACCAGCUGCGCAGGAUCAGAGACACCGACCGCGUUCCCCUGGUCCUGGUGGCCAACAAGACCGACAAGGCCGACUGCCUGGUGACCCGGGAGCUGGGCCAGGAGGCAGCCAGAAGCUUCAGGGUGCCCUUUGUGGAGACCUCGGCCAAGACCCGGCCCAGCGUGGAGCGCGCCUUUGGGGAGCUGGUGCGGGAGAUCCGCCGCUUCAGCGUCCAGGAGCUCAGGCACCGCCGGGAUGCUGAGCAUGACCGGGGCUGCGGCUUCACACCUUGCCACAUCAUGUGAGCUCUCGGGAAUCUCCCAGGAGCCCCCGGCCGGGUCUCUUCGGCAUUUCUCCACCCAGACUUUUUGGACUUUUGUUUCCCUUUGAGAAGGGUGAAGAUGCCUCCCCGCCCUCCAGGGCAGUCUCCUGCCCCGGCCGGGAAGGGUGGCCUUUUCUUUCUUAGACUCCCUUUCCCCGAAAACCAUGCCCCCCCCCCAGACCCUGGCACUAGGGAUUCCCCUCCUGCCCCUGCCUCGGCGGCCCGGAGGACCUUGUCUUGGGGGAUGGCGAGGAUCCCCACUUGGAAGUAGCUCCCAUUUGGCCCCCCAAGCUCAGAGGCGCUCCUUCUAAGAACUGUCCCUUAGGAUGGAGCUAUUUCCUGGCCAGAGAAAGCCUGGGCCAGCAGCCGCCUGCACCUUUCCCUCCAGACCCAGUAAGUGACAGGGGCUUGCUGGCUCCUCUGAGUGCCCCUGUGGGGGGUCUCUUGGGGGCCGCUGGGCCCCCUCCUGUUUCAGGUGACCAAAGCUGCCUGCUUUGGGGGGAAUGAAUGCAUCCCAAAAGCACUCCUCCUCUGAUUCCAAGGCCACUGUCUGUCUUGUUCU